Thalassophryne amazonica is the source of this 2873-nucleotide messenger RNA. RefSeq names its product lipolysis stimulated lipoprotein receptor (gene lsr). The transcript has 11 exons. The record is from RefSeq and is a predicted model, not a curated record. Gene Ontology annotation, cellular component: plasma membrane; tricellular tight junction. The coding region runs from base 177 to 2036 and encodes 619 amino acids. Gene Ontology annotation, biological process: tricellular tight junction assembly; establishment of blood-brain barrier. NCBI's taxonomy places the organism in Eukaryota, Metazoa, Chordata, Actinopteri, Batrachoidiformes, Batrachoididae.
CGUAGGGCGUUUCUUCAGGUAUUCCUCCGACAACAACACACCGAGACACAAAAUGGAGUUAACGUGACCUGGCUGAAGAACAGAAGUUUUUGGCUCAAUAUUAUGCGUGUUCAGAUGAUUUCUCCUCGUCUCUGAUAAAGUCCUACUAUACAAGUCAAAUAAGACUCGGACUAAAGAUGAUUAAAAUGUUUUGGACUAUAAUCGCCACCGUGUUAUUGGUGUCAGAGUCCACCUGGGCUGUUUCAGUACAAUGCCCUACCAAGAGGUACAUUGUCAUUCUCUUCCAGCCUGUCACCCUCAAAUGCACCUACCAGACAACCUCCACUCAGCCUCCUAUUGUUACAUGGACGUACAAAUCGUACUGCCGAGAUCCCAUCCAGGCUGCACUCAACCCCAGUAGUGCAGAGAACAUCCUGUCUCAGAACAACCCCAACUAUGACCCCAACAUUGAGUGUGCUGACAGCCAGAGGACUGUACGAAUUGUGGCAUCGAAGCAAGGAGAUGCUGUCACCCUUGGAAAGGACUACCAGGGUCGUAAAGUUAGCUUUCUGAACAAUGCAGAAUUAAAUAUUGCCCAGACAGCAUGGGGUGAUAGCGGUGUGUACUACUGUUCUGUGAUGUCCUCUCAGGACCUUUCUGGAAACAGCCAAGACUACACUGAGCUCAUUGUUCUUGAGAGAAAGUCAAAUACUACUGACCUCCUGCCUGGCAUUGACUUACUGAUUAUGGAAGAUUGGCUCCUGGUUGUCCUGGUGGUGCUGGGCUUCUUGCUGUUGCUGCUUUUGAUUGGAAUCUGUUGGUGUCAGUGCUGUCCACAUACCUGCUGUUGCUACAUCAGCUGCCCUUGCUGCCCUGAUCGCUGCUGCUGCCCCCGGGCAUUGUAUGAGGCGGGAAAAGCAGUGAAGAAGGGUGUACACAGUGAGUAUGCUCCUACCCUCUAUGCGCCCAGUAUGUAUGCACAACCAGCAUAUGGUGGGGCCAUGAUCAAGCCUGGUAUCCCGCUGCUUCCACUGCCCAAUGGAGCUGGUCAGCCACCGCCCCCAAAUGGUUAUGGUCAUGAGUAUGAUGGCGCAAGCUCGGUGGGACAGGGCUCCCAGGUGCCUCUGCUUCAUGACCAAGAUGGUAGAGGUGAGCAUGCUCGCAGUGGAUACCGUAUCCAGGUGGACCCUGAAGGGAAUGCCACACGUGCCAUCUACUAUGUGGAGAGAGAGCUGGCCAACCUAGACCCAUCUAGACCUGCCAACUACAACCGCUUGGAUAACAUGAGUGAAGUCAGUUCUUUACAUGAUGCCCUUGACCCUAGAGGCCGCGGUGGUCGCUCCCAGCCGCCGCCUCCUAUGCCUACACUAUAUGACCAGGACGAAGCUAUGAGCACCAUUAGCAGUGUGUCCCAGCAUGUCAAUCGUCGAGGUGGAGGAUACGUGGAUAAUCGCAUGCGUGCCCGCUCCAUGGACAACCUUGAUGACAUUGGACACCGCUAUGCCCGAGAUGAUUACCCACCACAUCGUCGCCCGGGUGAACCCAGAGACAGGCGAGGCUCAGAUGAUGAGUGGAGCACAAGUGCUCGCAGUGGCUACGACCGUGACUUUGACAACCGCCGGCGUCAUGACUACUCCCCUGAUGAUCGUUGCAGAGGAGGAGGAGGUGCCCCCUAUGGUGGGCUCCAAGGCAGACGGAGCCACAGCCGUGAUGAUCUGAUGGACCUGGAGAGAGCUCGCCGACGUGGUGGUGGUGGCAGAGAUGAUUAUGAUGACAGCUUCUUGCGAGGGGCCCUGGAGAGAAAGAAGCUCAGUGAGCAGCAGAGGGCCCUCAGCCGGGAGCGCCUGGACAGCGAGAGUGACCGCUCAGAUCGGGGAAGGGGAGCACAUGGUCCUCCUCCUUUGCCUGUGAAUCCACCCUCUGGAUUCCCGGGUCGCCAUGAUGACUACACACCCCCUCUACCACCACCCUACAGUGAAGAUGGGAGUGUGUCAUCCUCAAAGAAGACCAACCUCCGCAAGAAUGGAGCUGUGAGUCGGGAGAGUCUGGUUGUGUAAAUACAAUCCUGCUCAAUGAUACAACUGGGAUUGUUGUAUGAGAAGAAAAAUCAGAUUGUAAAUAUUAUUCACACUAACUUGCUGUGCUGAUUUUGUUUUGUUUUUUUCUUUUUUUUUUAUUGAUUUUUUUAACUGAUUUUUAUGACAUUGUUGCUGACUAUGUAUAUAUAGAUACCUAAUAGAGAAGAGGUGCACACAUGAAACAUUCUGUGGCCUUUGAUCUAUAAAACGUUGUGGCUGCCGCUAGUGCCUUAGAGUGUACAGAAUUUUACUUUGUUGACAUGAUGGUAAGAUGAUAAAUGAUUCUCUGCAAAUCUUCCAGCUGUUUUCAAAGUGUUUCAUACAUUUACAAAAUUGAUACAGCUGUUUGUGUAGAGCAUUAUAUUUUUUAUUUUUAUUUUAUUUGUGAAAACAUUUUUCACAAAAGAUUAUGUGCAUUUACAUACAUUUAUUUUCUUUGCUUCUUGCCUUUUGUUUUAGUUAAGUGUGCUCAACCAAAUAGAUGUUUUUUUUUUUUUAUGUUCUGCAGCUUAUUUUUAAAAAACACAAACUUUUAACAGAUUUUUAACAUUGUAGAAUUGCUGUAUUGAGAAUGAAAAUGUUUAUGGUGGGAUGAUCAUAUUAUGUUUUAGUACUAUAAAUUUUGUAUUGUUCUGAAAAUCAACAAAGAAGGCAAAAUUAUCUUCAGUGCCUUUAUUUUGGCAUAAUGUGUUUUACAUUACAAUGAUUAUGACACAUUACAGCACACAGGGCUUCAUUGAUAUUUACAGUUAUGCUCUUUUAAAAUGCCAUAUUUUAUGAGUUGAACACUGAAAUAAAAGUUCAGAUUUUAUUUUA